AUGGUUGGUAAAAAAAAUAUUACCAAGGACGCUAAUUAUAAUAGCACAAAGUUUAAGCGUGCUAACUCGAAAGAAUCCAAUGCUAAUGAUAGUGAUAUUGUGCGGGAUGGUGAAAAUGAUUGUUUGGAAAGCGAUGAUGAUGAAAGUUCAAUUAACAAUAUCUGUUUAGUCCCUGUUGAGUGGUAUAAAUAUGAAGAUCACUGCGGUUAUGACAGGGAGGGGGAAAGGAUCCUUAAACCUUCAGAUAUUUCUGAGCUUAAUAAGUUCAUAUCUGGUACUGAUAGCGAUAACAGGAUCAUUAAAGAUCAAUUUGGUAACGUACUAGCGAAGCUAACUGACAAAGACAUAGAGUUAAUUGAAAGGAUAUGUAAACGACAAUAUCCAAAUAAAAAUUAUGAUCCUGAAGCUGUAUUUGUGGAAUUUGACAAAUCAGAUAGUGUAUUCCCAGUUAGAAAUCCUAUCUAUAGGAAGGAUUCAUAUUCCCCCAGUAAAAAUGAAUACAAAAUCAUCAAAAAAAUUAUCAAAAGCAUACGUGAGAGGGAUUAUAGUAUGUCAAUAGAUAGGCAAAAUGAUAUGCCAAAUAACAAAGCAGAAAAUGAUAUAUGGAAUGAUAGUGUAUAUGUGGCCAAUGAUCGGGAAAAAAGAAGAAUUAUUCACGAUCUUCCCGCGCCGAAACUUCCUUUACCCAAGAGUGACGAAUCAUACAACCCGCCACCUCAUCUUAUACCAUCAGAAAGUGAUAUUAGCAUUAAUGCUGGAGAUGGUGAACCACGAUAUGUACCAAGGAAAUAUGAUGCUUUGAGAUUUGUCCCUGGUUAUAAAUACUAUCUAAUAGAAAGAUUUGAAAGGUGUAUGGAUUUGUACCUAUCUCCUAGGGCUUCAAGAGUAAAGAUGAAUAUUGACAUUAAAGCUCUAUUGGCCAGCGUGCCCAAAAUGGACUAUGAUCAAUUGAGUCAAGAUAUUUCUGUUGACUAUUAUACAGGUCUACCCGUUAAUAUUGCUAGAAUUGAUCACACUGGUAGAUUUGUUGCCAUAGUAUCUGGAAAUUAUAAUUUGCAAGUUUUCAGUUUGAUAAGUGGUAGAUCUUGUUUUACAAUUGACCUAAGUGGAAAUAACACUAGCAUCAACGAUGUAACAUGGCAUCCGCAUUUACCACUGUUAGCCAUGGCACAUGGUACUGAGAUUGUUGUAUUGGCUAUAAAUCUAAAUACAAGAUGUAGUACUGACUACGAUAGUUCAGAUUACAUGCUAAGCAUGGAAAAUGACUUCAACAUGGCAUCAUCAUAUGCAAUAGUAGAAAAAACUAAGCGCUGUACAUUGGGUGAUGUUGUCAUUAAAUGGAAGAGAGGUACCAGUGCUAAAUUUGACAAACACAAAGCAAUGGGGUUCACUAUUCACCACCACGUCCCUGUACUUAAAUUAAACUUUCACUCAAAAGGAUCCUAUCUCGCUGCAAUACUUCAAAAUGGCACUAAGAUGGGUGAUCAAGUCAUUAUUCACUCUGUUCCAAAAAAAUCUUCAGUGUUUCUUAACGUUAAUGUUUCAAACAUUAAAGUAAAUCAGCUGAUAUUCCAUCCCGCCAAUUCACAACUGAUCCUAGGUACAACACAAGGAUUAAGACUGGUGAAUCUUAGAAUCAGUGAGGGAAAGACUGUUAAGAAGCUGAGUGGCUUGUCCGAAGUUUUGAGUUUAGACGUUAACAAUAGAAUUCUAAUUGCCAGUGGCGAUAACGGAACCGUUUCAUUGUAUGAUUUAGAAGACCCAAACACUCCGUUCAAAAGUUUUAACUUUCCUAACAUAAGCCAUGUAAUGGUUCAUAAAGUUUUACCAUUGUUAUACAUAACUCAAGAUGGUGGUAAAAUCAACGUAUUUUAUAUAAAGGUGGACGAUAAUGAGAGUAUUUCUGUUGUUCCAUGUAAGCAAUUAAAUUUGAAGUGCAAAAUGAAGUUGAAGGAUUUUACUCUACACCCUUACAAAUCAUGGUUUGUCACUACCACUGGUGAUACUAAGUGUCUAUUGUAUGUAUAG
Babesia microti strain RI is the source of this 2028-nucleotide messenger RNA. RefSeq names its product ERB1, BOP1, ribosome biogenesis protein ERB1. Gene Ontology annotation, cellular component: PeBoW complex; preribosome, large subunit precursor. Lineage: Eukaryota; Apicomplexa; Aconoidasida; Piroplasmida; Babesiidae. The coding region runs from base 1 to 2028 and encodes 675 amino acids. The record is from RefSeq and is a predicted model, not a curated record. The transcript is spliced from 6 exons. Gene Ontology annotation, biological process: maturation of LSU-rRNA from tricistronic rRNA transcript (SSU-rRNA, 5.8S rRNA, LSU-rRNA); ribosome biogenesis. Gene Ontology annotation, molecular function: protein binding; ribonucleoprotein complex binding.